This is a messenger RNA of Lachancea lanzarotensis, 663 nucleotides long. RefSeq names its product LALA0S06e00518g1_1 (gene OPI3). Gene Ontology annotation, molecular function: S-adenosylmethionine-dependent methyltransferase activity. The transcript has a single exon. The coding region runs from base 1 to 663 and encodes 220 amino acids. NCBI's taxonomy places the organism in Eukaryota, Fungi, Ascomycota, Saccharomycetes, Saccharomycetales, Saccharomycetaceae. The record is from RefSeq and is a predicted model, not a curated record. Gene Ontology annotation, biological process: phosphatidylcholine biosynthetic process.
AUGGAUAUCCCAAAGGAAUUAGGUCAAUUGGCCCAUAAGGCCCAGGACUUGUACAUAGAAUUGUUGUCGGACAUCGAUGGAUCCGAAAAGAACUUGCAGAUAGCACUAUUUUUUGUAGUUUUCAACCCAACGUUCUGGAAUAUCGUGGCCCGUUUGGAAUACAGCACGCACUUCAUUACAAAGGUUGCGGGCUCUGCGAAACGCGGGUGCUACUUGCUGGCAUUCACGAUCUUUUCUCUGGGCAUAGUGCGCGACUACUUCUACCACCAAGCUCUCGGACUGCAAAAAACGUCUGCUGCGCUUGACAACGACAUCGUCAAGACCAUCGGUAUGGGUUUGAUUGGUGCCGGACAGGUGCUCGUGGUAACAUCUAUGUACCAAUUGGGCGUUACAGGUACCUAUUUGGGUGACUACUUUGGUAUUUUGAUGGACCAUAUUGUGACUUCUUUCCCCUUCAAUGUCAGCAACAAUCCCAUGUACCACGGCUCCACGCUUUCCUUCCUAGGAACCGCCCUAUACUACGGCAAAGCUGCCGGCGUUUUUGCCACACUAUUGGUGAACCUGAUGUACAACAUUGCUCAGCAAUUCGAGGAGCCUUUCACGGCCAAGAUCUACGCCAAAAGAGAUGCUGAAAGAGCUGAGAAGGCCACCAAAUCGCAGUAA